Molecule: messenger RNA, 711 nt
Organism: Brassica oleracea var. oleracea
Lineage: Eukaryota; Viridiplantae; Streptophyta; Magnoliopsida; Brassicales; Brassicaceae
Product: 40S ribosomal protein S17-4
Exons: 2
Coding region: 142-552 (136 amino acids)
Biological process (GO): translation
Cellular component (GO): ribosome
Molecular function (GO): structural constituent of ribosome
Source: RefSeq, a predicted model, not a curated record
CCUAACGAGAACCUAUCUAUAUUUAUAACAAAACGCAAAUCCUCUCCUCAGUCUUUGCUUCUUCAUCAUUUUUGCCGCCGCCUCCUUCAUCUUCACUCGCAGGUAUAAGUCAAAACAGAGUUUAAAACAUAAAACUGAAAGAUGGGGCGUGUCCGAACCAAGACCGUGAAGAAAUCAUCACGUCAAGUGAUCGAGAAGUACUACUCUCGCAUGACGCUCGACUUCCACACCAACAAGAAGAUCCUCGAGGAAGUCGCCAUCAUCCCUUCGAAGCGUCUCCGCAACAAGAUUGCUGGAUUCUCCACCCAUUUGAUGAAGAGGAUCCAGAAGGGACCGGUCCGUGGUAUCUCGCUCAAGCUUCAGGAGGAAGAGCGUGAGCGCCGCAUGGACUUUGUCCCCGAUGAGUCUGCUAUCAAGACCGAUGAGAUUAAGGUUGAUAAAGAGACUCUUGAGAUGCUUGCUUCCCUUGGGAUGUCUGACGUUCCCGGCGUCUCUGUGGUUGAGCCUCAGGCUGUGGCUCCUGCUUUUGGCAGGCCACCGAGAAGGUACUGAGGAGUUCAAUCAAGAGAAGAGAAGAACCUUGCUGUAUUGUUUCUUUUGUUUGGAUAUUUAUGUCUGAAACUGAAAGUAAAGACUCUUUUUCUAUUACAUGAGUUUUGAGUUUUUGAUGAUCAUUAAGAUUUGAAUUAAAAGUUGCAACUAUUGUAAGUU